Tripterygium wilfordii is the source of this 994-nucleotide messenger RNA. RefSeq names its product NDR1/HIN1-like protein 10. The coding region runs from base 143 to 832 and encodes 229 amino acids. The record is from RefSeq and is a predicted model, not a curated record. Gene Ontology annotation, cellular component: plasma membrane. NCBI's taxonomy places the organism in Eukaryota, Viridiplantae, Streptophyta, Magnoliopsida, Celastrales, Celastraceae. The transcript has a single exon.
CUCUCCGUGUUUAAUCAACCACUCCCACACCUAUAUAUACUACCUAUACUCUGUGUGAUUUGCAACUUGUCCACCAAGUGUUCGAUCAAUUGCCUCACCGAGCUUCAACAACGUUCUCUCUUUUCCUUGAGUCUUUCUUGCUAUGGCAGAUAAACAGGAAUCUCACUUAAACGGUGCCUUCUACGGCCCAGCAAUCCCACCCCCAAAAUCCCACCACCGCCCCCGCAGACGCAGCUCCAACUGCGGCUGCUGCUGUCUCCUAAGCCUCCUCCUCAAGAUCAUAAUCACACUCAUCGUCCUCAUCGGCAUCGCAAUCUUAAUAUUCUGGCUCGUAGUCCGCCCAAACAAGGUCAAGUUCCACGUGACCGAUGUGAGACUCAACGAAUUGGAAUACUUCGCCAACAACAGCACGCAGUCCUACGACCUUGCCGUCAACAUCACCAUUCGCAACCCCAACAAGAAAAUCAAAAUCUACUACGACGUGAUCGAGGCCAGAGCGACGUACCAUAACAGAAUGUUGCCUAGCAUUUACUUGCCUAAAUUCUUGCAAGGCCACAAGAGUACAAAUGUUUUGAGUCCCCAUUAUAAAGGCAACCAGUCGAUGUUCUUGACUCCUUCUGAGGUGGAAUUUUAUGAUAAGGAGAAGGCGAGUGGGAUUUACACUUUGGAUUUGGAUUUGUAUAUGAAGGUUCGGCUCAGAUUGGGAGACAUUGUUACUGGUUCUUUUAAGCCCCUUGUUAAAUGUGAUCUUAAGGUUCCUUUGAAAUCUCCUGAUGGAAGAUUGGCUGACGGAUCCGAGACUUCCAAGUGCGAUCUUAAAAUUUUCCGAUGAUCAUUAUCACUUCUUUGAUUCAAUUUUUAGGCCAAGUUUGGCAUGUUAUCCCUUCCUUCCAUUGUGAUUCUUUUGUUUUUUGGGCAUGUUAUUGUAUAAUCGUUUAUGGUAUACUUGUACUUGUGAUUUUUUAAAUAAUGAAUAGAGUCAUUACUUUUUUUU